Molecule: messenger RNA, 2055 nt
Organism: Acanthosepion pharaonis
Lineage: Eukaryota; Metazoa; Mollusca; Cephalopoda; Sepiida; Sepiidae
Source: the annotation of a GenBank genome assembly
AUGCACUUCAACGUAAACAAUCGCGAAAGGAAGAUUCUCUGCUUCUGUAUCUCCGUUUUUUUUUCUCUCCUACAUUCCUUUCUUUCUUUCUUUUCUUUGCUUUCUUUCUUUUCUUUCUUUCUUUCUUUCUUUUCUUUGCUUUCUUUCUUUCUUUUCUUUGCUUUCUUUCUUUCUUUCUUUCUUUGCUUUCUUUCUUUGCUUUCUUUCUUUCUUUCUUUUCUUUGCUUUCUUUCUUUCUUUCUUUCUUUGCUUUCUUUCUUUGCUUUCUUUCCUUUCUUUCUUUCUUUCUUUCCUUUCUUUGCUUUCUUUCCUUUCUUUCUUUCUUUCUUUCCUUUCUUUGCUUUCUUUCCUUUCUUUCUUUCCUUUCUUUCUUUCUUUGCUUUCUUUGCUUUCUUUCUUUCUUUGCUUUCUUUCUUUCCUUUCUUUCUUUCUUUCUUUCUUUUCUUUGCUUUCUUUCUUUCUUUCUUUUCUUUGCUUUCUUUCUUUCUUUCUUUCUUUGCUUUCUUUCUUUUCUUUCUUUCUUUCUUUCUUUUCUUUGCUUUCUUUCUUUCUUUGCUUUCUUUCUUUGCUUUCUUUCCUUUCUUUCUUUCUUUCUUUCCUUUCUUUCUUUCUUUCCUUUCUUUCUUUCUUUCCUUUCUUUGCUUUCUUUCCUUUCUUUGCUUUCUUUCCUUUCUUUCUUUCUUUCCUUUCUUUCUUUUUGCUUUCUUUGCUUUCUUUCUUUCUUUGCUUUCUUUCUUUGCUUUCUUUCUUUGCUUUCUUUCUUUGCUUUCUUUCUUUGCUUUCUUUCCUUUCUUUCUUUCCUUUUUUUCUUUCUUUCUUUGCUUUCUUUCCUUGCUUUCUUUCUUUGCUUUCUUUGCUUUCUUUCCUUUCUUUCUUUCCUUUCUUUCUUUCUUUCUUUGCUUUCUUUCCUUUUUUUCUUUCCUUUCUUUUUUUUUCUUUCUUUCUUUGCUUUCUUUUUUCUUUCUUUCUUUCUUUCUUUCUUUCUUUCUUUCUUUCUUUUCUUUCUUUCUUUUGCUUUCUUUCUUUCCUUUCUUUCCUUUCUUUCUUUUCUUUCUUUCUUUUCUUUUUCUUUUCUUUCUUUCUUUUUCUUUCUUUUCUUUGCUUUCUUUCUUUCUUUCUUUCUUUUCUUUCUUUCUUUCUUUCUUUCUUUUCUUUCCUUUCUUUCUUUCCUUUCUUUCUUUCCUUUCUUUCUUUCUUUCUUUGCUUUCUUUCCUUUUUUUCUUUCUUUCUUUGCUUUCUUUCCUUGCUUUCUUUCUUUGCUUUCUUUGCUUUCUUUCCUUUCUUUCUUUCCUUUCUUUCUUUCUUUCUUUGCUUUCUUUCCUUUUUUUCUUUCUUUCUUUGCUUUCUUUCCUUUCUUUCUUUGCUUUCUUUCUUUGCUUUCUUUCUUUGCUUUCUUUCUUUCUUUCUUUGCUUUCUUUCCUUUUUUCUUUCUUUCUUUGCUUUCUUUCCUUUUUUUCUUUCUUUCUUUGCUUUCUUUCUUUGCUUUCUUUCUUUGCUUUCUUUCUUUGCUUUCUUUCUUUGCUUUCUUUUCUUUCUUUCUUUCUUUGCUUUCUUUCCUUUCUUUCUUUGCUUUCUUUCUUGCUUUCUUUCCUUGUUUGUUUUCUUUCUUUCUUUCUUUCCUUGUUUGUUUUCUUUCUUUCUUUCUUUCCUUGUUUGUUUUCUUUCUUUCUUUCUUUCCUUGUUUGUUUUCUUUCUUUCUUUGCUUUCUUUUCCUUCUUUGCUUUUCUUUCUUUCCUUCUUUGCUUUUCUUUCUUUCCUUGCUCGUUUGCUUUUUUUGCUUUCUUUCCUUCUUUGCUUUCUUUUCUUUGCUUUCUUUCCUUCUUUCCUCUCUUUCUUUCCUCCCUUUCUUUCUUCGUUUGCUACCUUCCUUUCUUUCCUAGUUUCCUUCCUCCCUCUCUUCCUUUCUUUCCUUGUUUGCUUCUUCCCUUCUUUCCUUUUUUCUUUCCUCCCCUUUCCUUCCUUUCCUUAUUAUCUAUGUUUUCUUCUAAUAAGAAAAUAACUGCAAUAAAAGAACCUUUUCUCAAAGGAAACAAAAAUAAACUCACUUCAACGUGA